Molecule: messenger RNA, 238 nt
Organism: Xyrichtys novacula (pearly razorfish)
Lineage: Eukaryota; Metazoa; Chordata; Actinopteri; Labriformes; Labridae
Source: the annotation of a GenBank genome assembly
GAGCUUCAGGAGUAUCACUGCGGCCGCCGACAGUCAGACGAACCAGUUUUCAUCCAAAGCUUUUCCUCGCUGCAGCUCUUCAAUAUGGCCGCCGGCUUCCCUGACAUACAAAGACCGUAUGGCGGGCGCCGACAAAGCGUUUCUUCAAACAUGUCGUCUGAGACCUCGUGAAUGUGAAUAUGGAGUAAAGUACGACAGGAAGAUCAUUUCUGAGACUCCUCAAGACUCUGAACCUUAA